ACGUAACUUGGAGCACCGACAGGUGGGGCCAGAGGCACCACUUCGCCGAACCGGACUGGGGAUUUCUCUCCCUUGCCGUCGCCGCCACCGCCGCCAGCAUGGCUCUCGCUCUCCGGCUCCUCCGCCACCGCCAUCUCCUUCGCCUCCUCCCCCGCGCUACCAUGCUAUCCACCUCCGCCCCGCCUCCCGACCGCCGUGAUCUCCUUCGCAUCGAGCGAAUCCUUCACAACCCUGGCGCCGCCGCCCAAACCGCGCAGCCCCAAGAGCACCAACGAGCCACCGCCGCCGCCAGACUGCGGAACCUCCUCCACAGAACUGGCGGACUCACCGAUGCGGAGUCCACCUCCCUCCUCUGCCGCCUCCGGGCCCCAAUUAGCCACCACCGCCUGGGCCGCCUCCUAGAGGAACUCGCCGGCCUCCGCCUCACGGGGGCCGAAAUCAAGGCCGCCCUGGCGUCCGACCCUGAGGGGCUCCUCUCAAUGGACCCCGGCGAGCCGUCCCGCCUCCUCGAGUUCCUGCGCGACAUCCGGUGCCGGAAGGCGGUCAAAGAGCAGGUCCUCGCCCACGGCGCGCUCCGCGCCACCGUCGCCGCCCGGCGGCGGGUGGAGCUCCUGCACGCGCGCGGGCUGACCCGUCCCGACGCCCUUCGGGUGCUCGCCGCCGAGCCGCGGGUGAUGCUGUAUUCAAUUGAGGAUGUGGAGAGGAAGGUGGAGUUCUUGGUCAGCACAAUGGGAUUCGAGGUUCGGUGGCUGGUUCAGUACCCAGAGUUCCUGGGGGUGAACCUCGACAACUGGAUCAUCCCGCGGCACAAUGUGGUGGAGCACUUGAAAUCAGUUGGCGGGCUCGGGGACCCUGUUGAGAUGAAGCACUAUGUGAGGUUCAGUCGCAGAAGGUUCUACAACAUGUUUGUCAAGCCGUACCCAGAAUGUGAGAGGAUAUUUGGGGGACUAGUCAGGGAGAAGGAGGAAAUGGUGAGGCGGCGGCACCCGACAGGGUUCUGGAAGCUGUUUACACCGGCAAAGCAUGAGAAAACUCAGGAGGAAGUGAUGAACAUGAAACUUCUUGUGGGGUCACUUCGUUAGGUAUAUGUUAUGGUCAUGAGUGUGACAAGCGCUCGACUGCAGAACACAUCAUGCCUCAACAUAGUUGUGACUGAACCAAGAGCUGGUUGAGAGAUUCUUGGUCAAGGGGACUUGUCAAGGUGACAGGAGCGCGGGAGGUAUUGAGAAAGCAUACAUGUUCAAUUAAGAUUACUCUUCACCAACAAAAAAAAAUGGCUGUUGUGAAUGGACAUGAACACAAUUGGAUAUUCUCAAAUAUGUCUUGGUGGUGCAUUCCACCACAGUUCACAAGAUAAAAUCCUUUCUUAAAGGUGUGUUUUUGUUAUAAUGGCUCACCAUCGUGCUGAUCAGAGCAAAGAGAAUAACAAAUUGAGGAAAGCUGGCAGCUGGUGCAAGGAUUAUCUCAAGGUAUCAACAAAUGGAUAGUCCAGUGGAAGCUCGUUGCUUUUUUUAAAAGAUUUAUGAUCAUCUGAACAUUCUGCUGAGGUGAUGUGUAUGCUAACUUAGUACACCAAAGUUUUCUUGUGUAUGCAUUGGGGUCAUUUGUUAGUUUACAGACAUUUCACUGGUUUCGAUUUUUCAUUGUUAUGUAUUUACCUUUCAUAUGUGUUCAACAUUAGUAUGAGUUAUGGGCUAUGAGUGUACGGCUUUAAAGAAUAUUGUUUUCUUCCAUUGAUAAAUAUUGUUGCUUUAGUUUUUGGAGAUUA
Molecule: messenger RNA, 1768 nt
Organism: Setaria italica (foxtail millet)
Lineage: Eukaryota; Viridiplantae; Streptophyta; Magnoliopsida; Poales; Poaceae
Product: transcription termination factor MTERF15, mitochondrial
Exons: 1
Coding region: 99-1082 (327 amino acids)
Biological process (GO): regulation of DNA-templated transcription
Molecular function (GO): double-stranded DNA binding
Source: RefSeq, a predicted model, not a curated record